Molecule: messenger RNA, 1266 nt
Organism: Lactuca virosa
Lineage: Eukaryota; Viridiplantae; Streptophyta; Magnoliopsida; Asterales; Asteraceae
Source: the annotation of a GenBank genome assembly
AUGAAGAUUCAAUCAAUAGAUAAUGUGUUUGCAAAGGAUUCGGAUGAGCAUGUCUUUGAAUCCAUCGGCGUCAUGCCUAACAAUUUUUCUAAGCUUCAACCUCCACCGAAUACACCUACAUCUCAGAAGCUUCCCACAAAACCAGCAACAUCUUCAUCAAACUCCACGAAUCUUCCUUCCCAUGGAAAUAAGUCCAUAUCUAGAUCAAGAUAUUCCUACACCAAUCUAAAUAUUCUUGAAGCCAGAGUUUCUCAUCUAGGAAUAGCUAGCCAAGCCGCCCUCGACUCUGAUUCCUCCAGCAGCUCCAUCAACCAUCUCCGAAGAUACCGAAAGAGCUCUUCAGAAGGGUUCGUGAAUGAGGUUGGGCCAUCUUUCACGAAAGGGGGACAAGAAACCCACAACUCCCCGAAUGAUGAUAAUCAAAAGAAGAUACCAGAAGGAGCAGUAAUUCAAAACAUAUAUGAUGAUGAAAAAACCUCAAAGAAACCUCCAACUCCUCUUAUGUCUCCUUCUAAUAUUCUCAGUCCACCAAAGUCGCCUCCAAAAUCUCCUCCUAAAGCUUCAACUCCUCCCAGAGAUCUCGGUAAAUCAAAAAUAACUAAAGAAGUUGUUCCUGAGAUAGAGCACAUUUUCAAUGAUUAUGAAGUUGAUGAAAAGACAAGAAGGCAACUAGAGAUAGAACAAGAACAUCAAGAUCAUCUACUCGCAGCCCCCCUAAAAGAAAAUUUUAAUAAUGAGAAAAUUGUUCCUUCCUCUCCCUUCGAAAAAAUUGAUGUGGAUCCACUAUUUUGUCCUUGGAAAUCCUUGAUUCGAAUGAUUGAAGACAAGGACAUUGCUCCCUUUGAAAUUUAUGAUGCUCCUUCUAGUUCUAAAUAUGAAAAGGAUCUUCCGUUCGCUCCAAGAAGGAAUUACUUUCCAAUCUAUCCUGUUGUGGAAACCUUCAAACCUAUGAGCGAUUCUCUGUAUGAAGAAAGACAAAUAUUGAUUAACUUUUACUCCAAGCAUCUGCAAAAGAUCUAUGGCAUAAGAUGGUCCAGAAGAGUCAUAAUCAAGGUCAAAGGCUUCAAGGCUCGUUCAUUCAGAGGGGCUUCGUAUUACUCCUAUGAUCUUCAAAGAACAAAUAAAGUAGAAUAUUAUCUCAUGGAAGUAGACUUGCCCAUCGCAAAUACUGUUGGUCUCUUCUGCAUUACCAAGGAACUAAAUCGAAGGAUCCCCUCAAAGGAAACAACCAAAGCAACUCUCAUUCCCAUUAGAACCUAUCUCUAA